AUCAUUGCGUUUACAAGUACCAGGCACACAGACAUCAUGGCGGACGUUUUGGAUCUUCACGAAGCUGGGGGCGAGGAUUUUCCUAUGGAUGAGGAUGGUGAUGAAAGCAUCCAUAAGUUGAAAGAGAAGGCCAAGAAAAGAAAGGGACGUGGUUUUGGUUCGGAUGAAGGUGCAAGGUCCAGAGUGAGGGAAGACUACGACACAGUGGAACAGGAUGGCGAUGAGCCUGGGCCACAAAGAUCUGUAGAGGGCUGGAUCCUUUUUGUGACUGGUGUACACGAGGAAGCUACAGAAGAGGACAUCCAUGACAAAUUCGCAGAGUAUGGAGAAAUCAAGAACUUACAUCUGAACUUGGAUCGGCGAACGGGCUACCUUAAGGGCUAUGCGUUGGUUGAGUAUGAGACAUACAAAGAAGCCCAAGCUUCCAUGGAAGGGUUGAAUGGUCAAGACCUAAUGGGUCAACCAAUUAGUGUGGACUGGGGCUUUGUAAGGGGACCCCCGAAAAGCAAAAGAAGGGGAGGCCGGAGACGCAGCCGGAGCCCAGACAGAAGACGCCGCUGAAGCAUUAUGGGGUCAUGAUGACCAUAAUGGUGGCUUUUUGGAUAAUGUAUAUCCAGAAAGGAUUUCUGUGUACUUGUCCAUUGACCUGUCCAUAAAGAGUGUGUCGCUUUUUGUUAUGUUCACUUAUGGGUUUGGUUCUAAGGAUAGCGUUUUUAUUUUAUUUCUUGGGCUGGUUUUGAAAAAGAUAAAAACUGUAGAAUUAAACCAGUUUAUUAUUCUUCAUUAAGUGCUCAGAGUUGUAUGUUUUUUAAGUCAUUUCCAAAUAAAUGUGUUUGUCCUACUUUA
This is a messenger RNA of Alosa alosa (allis shad), 846 nucleotides long. It is a transcript of the gene rbm8a, whose product is annotated as RNA binding motif protein 8A. The transcript has 6 exons. Gene Ontology annotation, molecular function: mRNA binding. Gene Ontology annotation, biological process: RNA splicing. Bases 37 to 561 code for a protein of 174 amino acids. Gene Ontology annotation, cellular component: exon-exon junction complex; cytoplasm; nucleus. Lineage: Eukaryota; Metazoa; Chordata; Actinopteri; Clupeiformes; Clupeidae. The record is from RefSeq and is a predicted model, not a curated record.